AUGAUCAACAAACUCAUCUCUUUCGUGCGUUCAUAUUUCAGUCCACAAAAUUCACAUCCAGCCGAGAGUCCAGGCAGCCAUGGGUUGGGUCUAGAGGACAAGUCCUGUUGUGUAUGCCUGUUAAGGCUCGAGAAGGCUAGAGAUGAAGAAAGGCGUGUCCUUGCUUGUGGGCAUGAGUUUCACAAGGUGUGUGUAGAUAAGUGGUUUGAUGAGUGUCGGAAAACAUGUCCGGUUUGCCGGUUUUCUUUUGAGGAUGAGGAAAUGAAGACCAGGAAAAGCCAAGAGUUAACUGCGGAGAUGGCGAUAUGGUUUUCCUCUUUUCAUGUUGCUGGUUACAUUUAG
Messenger RNA from Lactuca virosa, 342 nucleotides. The record is from the annotation of a GenBank genome assembly. NCBI's taxonomy places the organism in Eukaryota, Viridiplantae, Streptophyta, Magnoliopsida, Asterales, Asteraceae.